GGGAAAAGUGUCACUUCCAAGAGCCGGCCUUCCAAACCAAGGUCAGGCUUUCACCUCUGUGGACAUGGAAGUGGGAAAUCUCACCAUCCUGACUGAAUUCAUCUUGUUGGGUUUCUCAGCAGACCCCCAGUGGCAGCCGAUUCUAUUUGGAGUGUUUCUGAUGCUCUAUUUGAUAACCUUGUCAGGAAACAUGACCUUGGUUAUCUUAAUCCGAAUUGAUUCCCACUUGCAUACGCCUAUGUACCUUUUCAUUGGCAAUCUGUCUUUUUUGGAUUUCUGGUAUACCUCUGUGUAUACCCCCCAAAUCCUGGCCAGUUGUAUCUCAGAAGAUAAGCGCAUUUCCUUGGCUGGAUGUGGGGCUCAGCUGUUUUUUUCCUGUGUUGUAGCCUACACUGAAUGCUAUCUCCUGGCAGCCAUGGCAUAUGACCGCCAUGCAGCAAUUUGUAACCCACUGCUUUAUUCAGGUACCAUGUCCACUGCCCUCUGUACUGGGCUUGUUGCUGGCUCCUACAUAGGAGGAUUUUUGAACGCCAUAGCUCAUACUGCCAAUACAUUCCGCCUGCAUUUUUGUGGUAAAAAUAUCAUUGACCACUUUUUCUGCGAUGCACCACCAUUGGUAAAAAUGUCCUGUACAGACACCAGGGUCUAUGAAAAAGUCCUGCUUGGUGUGGUGGGCUUCACAGUCCUCUCCAGCAUUCUUGCUAUCCUGAUUUCCUAUGUCAACAUCCUCCUGGCUAUCCUGAGAAUCCACUCAGCUUCAGGAAGACACAAGGCAUUCUCCACCUGUGCUUCCCACCUCAUCUCAGUCAUGCUGUUCUAUGGAUCAUUGUUGUUUAUGUAUUCAAGGCCUAGUUCCACCUACUCCCUAAAGAGGGACAAAGUAGCUGCUCUGUUUUACACUGUGAUCAACCCACUGCUCAACCCUCUCAUCUAUAGCUUGAGAAACAAAGAUAUCAAAGAGGCCUUCAGGAAAGCAACACAGACUAUACGACCACAAACAUGAAGGUUAUUCUCUUUGCAAAUGCUGUUAUUGAAUUUUCCAGAUUAUUGGCUUAUAAAUAUGUUCAUUUGCAUUUCUGUAGUUCAAUUAAAUUCAAUGAGUCAUAUUUAAAACAUUAAGACAUUGACCACAUGAUUCUUUGUUAUUAGUUUGUUAUGAUGUAAACAAAACAAAGUAAUAUUUAAAACUUAUAAUACUGGGUUGUUUGACAUUCUACAAUAUGGUAUUUUGCCUUGGCAGUAUUAAAUCUUUCAUAGAUUUCAUUGUGUUUGCUGCCUUUGGGAGAUCUUGGCGAACAAAAUAAAUUACGUGGUUUAAUGAAUAUAGUUUGACUUUGAAGCUUGGUAAGCAAUCUUUACUAGGUGACAAGAAUACCUGAAAGGGUGAGACUUCUGGAAAUAUGCCCAAGAUUUUACAAAUAUUUAUUUUAAGAAAAUCAUUUCCUCAAAAUUUCUUCAGAAAGCUCUAAUUGAGCAUAUAGGGAGUAUCUUUGUAAACCUCAUGCCUUCUACAUAAAGAGAAUAUUAGGAAGAUGUUUAAGAGUUGUUCAGAUUACAAACAACGACAACAAAAAUCUAUCUCAAAAUUAAUGAAUAAAUGUGUGUCUUUAGAAUUGCAUAUCAUCCUAAAAGAGUCUUCUCUCUUACAAGGAGUGAGUACUCCACAGUACUCUCUCUCAGGUCACACAGCGAUGUGACAACAUUAAACAAAAUGAAACAAAUGAACAACAACAGUAACCACCGUUUCCUAGUUACCUUUCUUUUUCCUUUGUCCUGACCAAAAGACAGAAGCUGCAUGUUUGUCCCUGGCCUGAACCCAGCCUGGGCCUUGAACAUUACUAAGAACUGAUAAACUUGUUUAGGUCAAUGCCUGAAACCCUGAAAAAUCAAACAUGUUGCUAACCACAUGGAAACUAGCCUUGGCCUUGAGCCCAAUUCCCUAAACCCUGAUAUAAACUCCAUAACUGAACUCUCUUGUGAUGGCAGGUUGGGUUGAUAUUUCAUCUAGUAGCCUUUAGAAGAUGGCAAGUUAAGGAUUAAUGGUUACAGUUCUCAAAUCACAAGCUUGCAGCUUAGAGAUUAGCACUUUGUUAAAGAAAGGUUAUAAUAUUUGCUGGAAUGAACACAUUUAAAAAAUUAAUUAAAUUUUAAAAAUUUAGGACAAAUAGUUGUAGCCAUUUCAUUUGUCUUUACUUUGACAUUUCUCAUCUUUCCCUUCAGCUGCAUUUAUUUUCCAACACAUCCUGCCUCUUUCCAUCAAAAUAAUCUUAACAUUCUUAUUCCUCUAUCACAAAGGAAGCUGUUCGAGUACUUGACUAGAAGGAUUUGGGGUAUAUCCCGCAAAUAUCAAAGAUCCAUAUUAUGUUUUCUUUUCAUCUCCAUAAUACUCACAAUGUAGGAAAAAUAAUUGGGUUAAUAUUAUGGGAAAGAACAAAGUAAAAUUUAAUUUUACUUAGGAUGUCAGAAGUAUUACUCUUCCAUUUUGCAUUAAUGGGAGAUACUGAAUUUUAAAAACUGUAUCAAUAUUCAAUUGAAUCUACAAUACUGUAGUAUAUAUUAUAGUCUGAUCUCAAAAUCAUAACAAACAAACAAAAUACAAAGAAAC
Symphalangus syndactylus (siamang) is the source of this 2605-nucleotide messenger RNA. RefSeq names its product olfactory receptor 9G4. NCBI's taxonomy places the organism in Eukaryota, Metazoa, Chordata, Mammalia, Primates, Hylobatidae. Gene Ontology annotation, cellular component: membrane. Gene Ontology annotation, biological process: G protein-coupled receptor signaling pathway. Gene Ontology annotation, molecular function: olfactory receptor activity; G protein-coupled receptor activity. The record is from RefSeq and is a predicted model, not a curated record.